AUGUCGACGGUGGCACGUUUGAGCUCAGGCUGGCGGCCCGCAGAGACCGGCUUCCGAGACCUGCUGCUGUCGACCCAGCACUCCCUUGGGGAGCACAGCGGAUGCAAGCAGAUCGAGAGCCUCGAGAUCAACGAGCACUCUGCCAGACACAAGCUGCUGCUGUUGGCGGGCCACGAGGCACUGACUUACUGGCUUCUGCGCCCCGCGUCGCCUGUGGAGCCCGCGUGUCCUGCCUGCGAGUGCGUGUGUCCCGCGGCGAUCGAGCUGCCGUGCCCGCUGCCCAAGGUGGAGAGGGCGCCUGGCGGCUCGCCCUGGCAUUCGGUGCUGCAGGCUGUCGGCGCGGGGGUGGCAGGACAGCUCGUGGGGACUCUGAUGCCGGGGUCUCGUCUGCCGGCAUGGUGCGCCGACGACAGCGUCUGGCACGAGAGGCUGGCAGCCUGGCCGAUUAGCGGACCUCACUGGGUGCUCCAGACUCCCGACAAGGACCUCUACCCGGAGUACUUGGACGGGUCGGACCCCGAGGGCCUCGAGCGGGCGAUUCCCUUGCUGGUGGACGGGAGGCUCCCUCGGCUGGGGGCUCAGGCGUAUCGGUUCCCGCAGCCCCCGACCGAGGGCGAGCUGAAGGGCGUGAUCCGUGUCAAGGCAAGUGCAGCGUCCAAGCACAAUCUACACAGUGGCAGCGGUGUUGCCAGCUCCAGCAAACGUGGUCGAUCUUACCAGAAACGCAAGCACACUAGCUCUUUCUUGGCCGACCAGGCGUCUACCAGGGAGUGGAGCGCGUGGAAGCUCGCGGCUGCCGGGCACAAAGGCCGCGGUAUGUCGCUGGCAGAAGCAGAUCAUAGCUUUGAGCCCGAAGAAAUCGCGUCCGAGAGGACAGAAGCUGGCACUUUCAGAGUCUUCCGGUUUCCGCUCAGCUUCUCGAGCACUGCGCUUUAUUGGAGGCGUUUCGGCGUGGAUGUGCCGCGCGAGUGUGAGCGUGAAGGUUCAAGCUGCCCCGUACUGUUCGACUUCCACGGCAGCUAUGAUUCCUUAUACACUCAGCGGAAUUGGACGAAGUGGUACCAGUAUCAGGCUCAAGUCUCGCCAGAGAAGCAGUUCAUCCUGGUUACUCCUGAAGGCUCUCCAGAUGCUGUCACCUAUUUCGAGGCUAAGCUUAACGACGACGCUUCUGAUGGCGCCUAUAGCGUUGGUAGCAGCGCCACUUCAUGGAACGUGCUAGGAUGGGGGGAUCCUUCACCCGCUGUACCUGACGACGCCAUAUGCGCUGAAGUUCCAGGGAAUUGGCAAUGCUUUGAAAAAACGCUGACCGAGGAGAAUGCUUAUCCUUGUUACGGCACCCACUUGGAGAGCCUGCCAUAUCUGUGUGCUCCUUACAACGACACGGUACUUCAGUCGCCAGAUAAUCGCAUCGAUCCCGCACAUCAGAUGUACGCGCGCACUAAUUGUACUAGCUCUGGGAGGGCGAACGACUGGGACUACAUGAAGACAGUAGUCCAGUUCGUGGUACAGCAGUUCAGGGCCGACAAGACUCGCAUUUAUUUCAGCGGCCAGUCUAUGGGCGGUAUGGCUACGCUGCAAUUCGCAGUCGCGGAGGGGAAGUAUGCAUUGCCCAAGGAUCUCCAGCCGGCCGCCAUCGCUCCUUGCUCACCACCCGGCUCCCGCAUGAAUCAACUGGAGCUGUUCGGGAAGGAGGCCCUGUACGUGGCUUCGCCGAUCCGGCUUGCACAAGCAAUGAAGGUGGCUGGCAUAACGAACGUUUCCGACAUUCCCUCCGACAUACCGCACUUCCUCCUCUACGUGGACGUGUUGACUGGCGGCGCCUUUCUAAGUGAAGUCGUGCGCAGGCUCUACGAGAGCCAGCGAGUUGGAUGCCUUGACAGCAAGGGCAACGUGAUGCCACUCAGCUACAGCGGUAUCAUGGGGGAGGGCCUCAACACCACACUGUCACGGAUCGUAGGCAAAGUGCUCCAUGACCUCAUCUACGAGGACUUUUUUCAGGGCGGCACCUUGAG
Messenger RNA from Prorocentrum cordatum, 2012 nucleotides. NCBI's taxonomy places the organism in Eukaryota, Dinophyceae, Prorocentrales, Prorocentraceae. The record is from the annotation of a GenBank genome assembly.